This is a messenger RNA of Panicum virgatum (switchgrass), 1585 nucleotides long. RefSeq lists its product as uncharacterized. NCBI's taxonomy places the organism in Eukaryota, Viridiplantae, Streptophyta, Magnoliopsida, Poales, Poaceae. The transcript is spliced from 3 exons. Bases 133 to 1359 code for a protein of 408 amino acids. The record is from RefSeq and is a predicted model, not a curated record.
CUCAGGCCACAGCUGAGUGCUAAUAAUGAUGGUUUGGGAGAGCAUAAUGCGCAAGCUGAUGACACGGAGGGAAUUCGUCUCAUCAUCAGCAACAGGAAAUUAAAGAAGAGGUAUCGAACACUCCUAGGGGGGAUGGCUGUUGCUAACCAACAAUGGGUGGUGCAGAUACAGGCGUCCGUCCAGGCGAUGGCACCUCGUACCGGCGCCUCCAUCUACCGGGUGCCGGAAUGGAUCAAGCGCCUGAGCAGGAACGACGCGUACGGGCCGCGGGUGGUGUCCCUGGGCCCCUUCCACCACGGCAACCCCAACCUGCAGCACAUGGAGGAGCACAAGACCCAGGCGAUGCAGCGCCUAGUUCAUCGAUCUGGGAAGCCGUUCCAGCGAUUCUUCGACGCCAUCAACGGGAUGAUGGUCACGGAUGGGUGCUUCUUCCUGGACACGGCAUGGGCGGUUAACCAUGCAAUGGGAGGAACGGGUGGAGGUUACACGGCCGGUGACCCCAGUGAUCCCCGCGCACUUCUGAUUUGGGAGACCAUCCGGAUGGAUGUGGUCGCCAUGGAAAACCAGCUGCCACUGCUCGCCCUGCAGAAGCUUGAAACUGCACGCCGUGGUGGAGCUGCGGUGAGUGCUGGAGAUGUCAACCAGUUGGUUCGUAAGUUUCUUACAGUCCCAUUGCCGAAGAACAUCAACGAGCCGGCUCCACACCCGCUGGGCCUUCUCCGCAAGUGUUUCGUCUCCACCACUGCAGCAAAUCGAAGCAGCCCCCUCGAACAGAAAGAGUGGGAGAACACCAUGCCCUGCGCCCUGGUGCUCACCGAGGCAGGCAUCGACUUGAAGAAGAGCAGGACUCGCAAGUUCACUGAUGUCGAAUUCAAAGAUGCCGCGCUCAAGGGCGUGACCAAGAGCGUGCUGCACGUGCCACUGCUGAGGGUCCGCUACGACACCGAGAUGUUCCUGCUCAACAUGAUGGCGUUCGAGCGGCUGCAUCCCGGCGCCGGGGACGAGGUGACAUCCUACGUCUCCUUCAUGAGGAACCUCAUCAACAACACUGCAGACGUGGCACUGCUAAGAUCCAAAGGAGUCCUUGUGCACACGUUUGGCAGUGACAAGGCAGUGGCUAGGUUGUUCAACAAUAUCUACUCGGGAGGCAUGAGCCCGUACAGCAAGCUGCAUCAUGUGCAGCGCAAGGUGAGCGCCCACUGCGAGAGACGCUGGAACAAGUGGAGGGCUGGCUUUGUUCAGUCCUACCUAAGCAACCCCUGGGUGUUCAUCUCCCUUGUGGCUGCUAUCAUCCUAGUCCUCGCUACCCUAUUGCAGACUGUCUACACCAUCAUUCCGUUCUACCACAAUAGGAGCUAAAGAUUUGCAUGACAUAGAAUUAUUGGUGGUGUGGGUGAAAUGAAUCUCCAUAUUGUGUAAUAUUUUGUCAGCAGCGUCAAUGGGCCCAAUCCGUUACCGGGCCAUGGGCCUCCGACUCCGAGAUCCACUCGGCCCAAGAUGAAAAACACACAUGAAACUGGCCCGGAAUGGGUGUAGCUCGUGCGCGCGGCGUGAUAUGUAUGGCAUGAACCAAUGUUUAAACAAA